AAUAAAAAAAAUAAUUUUUUAUAUUAUAUUUGUCAUUUAAAUAUUUAAAAGAAAUUAUUCAAUUCAAUUAAUAAAUUUAACCUCGAUGAAUAACAAAUAAUAUAGUGUUUUAAAAAUAAAUUUAUUAUUUCAAAUUGGAAAAGAAGAAAAAAAAAGAAAUAGAGAAAUGGUAUCAGUUGAAAAUUUAGAAGAAGAUAAUAGGAAUACGGAAACUAAAGAAAUAAUAGAAAAGGAUCAAAAAAUGUGCGAUAUUUCAAAUAUUGAUUAUAACAAUAGUAAUAAUAUUUUACCAAUUUUUAAUUCACUAAAACCAAAGUUAAUAUUUAAUAAUAAAAUAAACGAUAAUAAUAAUAGCGAUAUAUAUAAAGAAGAUGAAAUAACUAUAAUAAAUAAAAAUGAUAUUUUUGAUAGAUAUGAUUUCAUUGAUGAGAAUGAAAUGGAAGAUCAAAUAUCUAAUUGUAAUAAUAGUAAUAGUUUUUUAGAAAAAAGUUUACCAGAAUCAGAAAAGCUUUUAAAAAAAGAACAAAAAUUACAAAAACAACAGCAACAUCAAUCAAUACAGCAAUACAGUAUGCUUUAUUUACCACAGGAGAUUAUUUUUCAUAUUUUUCAAUUUUUAGAUGUUCAUUCUUUAGUCCAAAUAUCAAGUUCAAACUCAUUGCUGCAAUUAAUUGGUAACGAUAAUGAAUUAUGGAAGAAAAUGUCAAUUGAAAGGUACGGGUGCUCUCCAGUUGUUCCAAAACCAUACUUCCCAUUAUGGAAAACAUAUUUCAAAUCAUUUCAAAUUUAUAAGGGCAUCUGGGAUUCUAACAAAAAGGGUAAAAUAUUUAUAACUAAUAAUUAUAAAACUAUAACACAUGCUGGUGAUUAUUUGGGUAGUUAUCAAUCAGCUAGAGGUAGUGAGCCAAUUGUAAGUGGUAUAGUAUAUUGGGAAUUUUAUAUAAAUACAUUAAGUUCAAACCAAACCGGAUUCCAUUUAGUUGUAGGUGUUGUACCAGAGUCAUUCGUAAUUUGGCAAACUUAUUUGACAUCUAAUGGUGGAUGGGGAUAUUUAGCAGAUGGAAGAAAAGCAAAUAAUAGUGGUAAUGGUGUAACUUAUGCACAAAGUUUCUGUCAAGGCUCGACCAUUGGAGUUUUGGUUGAUAUGAACCAAAAAACUAUUUCAUACUUCCACAAUGGUGUUUAUCAAGGUGUUGCAUUUAAUAAUAUUGAUGGUCCAGUUUAUCCAGGUGUUAGUUUAUUGACCGGUGGACAAAGUGUUUCAUUUGUUGAAAAUCCAAAAUUCCCAAAAUUAUCACAAAUAUCAUAAUAAAAUAUUUGUAUUGCUUUAUGUUUAAAUAAUAAAUCAUUGAUGGUAAAAGAUAAUAAAAAAUAAUUUUAUGUUUUAUUUAUUUC
This is a messenger RNA of Dictyostelium purpureum, 1395 nucleotides long. RefSeq lists its product as uncharacterized. The transcript is spliced from 3 exons. Bases 167 to 1309 code for a protein of 380 amino acids. The record is from RefSeq and is a predicted model, not a curated record. Lineage: Eukaryota; Evosea; Eumycetozoa; Dictyosteliales; Dictyosteliaceae. Gene Ontology annotation, molecular function: protein binding.